AUGCGGCACAUGGGAUCGGCGUGGUUAGGGCAGAAGUGCGACGCAGGACGGGCGCCUGCAGAAAGGGGCAAUGAAUGGGGUCAAUUUCGAUAUGGGCAGCAUAAUGCACGCUUUUGUACCCAGCGGUGUCUACUUGGCCUGCAACAGCGUGAUCUGCUCGAUGACGCCUGCCCGAAUGUGGAUCUCCAUAAACAAGGCGGAGACGGUAGGCUGCACGCCAUUGAUUUCACAACUUUGGUGCAGCAUGUGAAGGAACAGCUGGAUGACAAUAUCGACCGGAACUGUAUGCCAAUGGGAGGCUGUGGAGCAUCAGGAGCGCCGUUCAAGGUCACUUGUGCUGCAUAUGGGUACACUGUUGUUGGAAAAGGCAUGACCUCCUGCCGGUGGCGGGAGCUCUUGCGCGAAGCUGAGGUAUAUUGUUUCUUGCAGCAGGCUCAGGGUUCUGCAGUUCCUGUUUUCCUAGGAGCAAUUGACCUGGAGAAGACCUACCUCCUCCAUGGGGCUGGGGCAAUUCGGCAUAUGCUACUUAUGGGGUGGGGUGGGGAUCCUAACAGCAGCAUCGAGAAUAUGCCUUCUUGUCCAGAAUUCAAUAAGGAAGAGUUGAAUCGUGAGAUCUCGAAAUCUGUAAAGAAGAUCCACUCUCUCAGAGUUUUGCAUGAGGACCUUCGACCGGAUAAUAUUCUAUGGAACGCCGAGCUGCGGCGGGUCCUGAUUAUUGAUUUUCAUUGGGCUGGAUUGGACCGUCGACUGAAGAGAAAGCGGAUGAACUGGGCACAAGUGAGGCAAAUGUGCGGACGAGCAGAGAAGGAUUAAUAUCCAUUGAUUUGCUGAUGAAGUGGACCGAUGUAAUGAAAUUGAUUAGUUUAGUGCUUCUGUACACAUAUUCCACAGGAUCUAUGCACUGACCUCAAGAGUCAUUCACCUUGCGCUGGUUGUCGUGAUAGCAUUCAAUCUGAGCCGCCCACAGUGACUGCGGCACAGUUAGCCUCACAGACACAGAGCUUAGGACGGUCUACUGAUUUGUUGAACCAUUGUGCCAGGAACACGGCGUAGUUGGUGAUCCGUCUGGAACCACCUGGAAGGUGGAGACAAC
Molecule: messenger RNA, 1093 nt
Organism: Aspergillus glaucus CBS 516.65
Lineage: Eukaryota; Fungi; Ascomycota; Eurotiomycetes; Eurotiales; Aspergillaceae
Exons: 3
Coding region: 1-813 (270 amino acids)
Biological process (GO): protein phosphorylation
Molecular function (GO): protein kinase activity; ATP binding
Source: RefSeq, a predicted model, not a curated record